Molecule: messenger RNA, 854 nt
Organism: Phyllotreta striolata
Lineage: Eukaryota; Metazoa; Arthropoda; Insecta; Coleoptera; Chrysomelidae
Source: the annotation of a GenBank genome assembly
CAUUUCUCGAACGUAAACAGAACAUUCCGAAAACUAUAAAAUGGAAACAUUUGAUAUUUCUUUACCAGUAUCAUUUUGUACUAACAAGAGCACAGUUCCAGUCAGAAAUAAACGUUGAUUAAUUCAUACUCAGUUAAAGAAGUGAAUAAGAAAAUGUUUGUAUUACCAGUGAACAGAGCCCACGAGCAUCAAAAUCGUCGCGAAUCCUCCAGAAGGGAGAUGUUGGAGGAUCUCAUUCAUCCUCUGGCAGUGUUAAACAGCCUACUAGAAACUCCUGAAUACUGCAACAAAAUGAGAAACCGCAACGGAGUUCUCCAACAACAACAACCAAUCGCUUCUGAAGUAACCAUCGACAAAGACAAAUUCCAAGCCAGCUUCGACGUCCAGCACUUCAAACCGGAGGAAGUCGUCGUUAAAAUCACCGGAGACAACGCCAUAACCGUCGAAGCCAAGCACGAGGAGCGGCAGGACGAGCACGGGAGGAUAUUCAGGCACUUCGUUAGGAAGUACGUGCUGCCCAAGAACUGCGAUGCAGCACGACUGGAAUCCAGGUUGUCCUCUGAUGGGGUGCUCAGCAUCACGGCACCUACCGUAGGUGAUAAGGCAGAGCCCAAGUCCAUUCCUAUCCAGGUAACCGGCAAGCCUGUGAAGUUGGCUGAGGAGAAACAAACAGAGAGCGUGGCAGAUAAACCGGCUAGCCAGUAAAAUGUGGCUACUACAGUAUUUAUUAAUUUUAUUUAUUUAUUAUUGCGUUGUGUAGAGUAUGCAUGAAGAGUGCAAGACGAAGAGUAUGUUAUUAGUUUAGUUAUUUAAGAUUUUUUUGUAAUGUAAUUGAAAAAUGAAAUAAAAAUUUU